Messenger RNA from Microthlaspi erraticum, 474 nucleotides. Lineage: Eukaryota; Viridiplantae; Streptophyta; Magnoliopsida; Brassicales; Brassicaceae. The record is from the annotation of a GenBank genome assembly.
AUGUCCAACAAUUCCCCAAUUUUCCCCAUUCCUCAUUCUCAACAUUUCAGCGACUAUGGCUUCGAUCCCCAAAUCGACUACUUUCAGGUUUUGGAAGAAGCGAGGAAGCACAAGAAAGAGAAUUCGUCGAAAUCCUCCAUUGACACUUUACAAUUCAAGCUCGAGAAACCUAUAUCGAAGGAAGACCUGAUACGAACAACUCUCCAAAAGAAGAAGCGUCGUUGGUUCUGGAAGAAAGCUCUCCUUGUUUUCAACUGGCGGAAAUGGCCGGCGAUCGGAAGACGAGGAAGCCAUUACGCCAGCGACGGAGACGGAGACGGAGACGGAGACGAUCGCGACGUACACAUGGCGAGGGCUAGGAAUUUUCGGGCCGGAGCCGCGAUUCCGUAUCUGAGUCUACGGGAGCUUAACAUGGAGCGGCAGCAGAGGAUCGGUGCCUCUUCUAUGUCGGGUCCCGUUUACUUGGUCACGUGA